AUGCAAACUCCUUAUUUAGCAAAACAAGCAGAAGAGCUGAAUAAGCUGAAAAAUGAACUAAACGGGCUGAAUGACUUAAGAGUAGACCUAGAAAGAACCACAUUACAAAGGACUCAGUCAGGAAACCUUUCAAGGCCUGAUUCUCGCCAAACCACACUAACGAUGGGAUCACGGGCAAACACAUGUGCAGGAAAUCUAGCAACCCCUGACCCAGAAGUCGACAGAAUAGUCCUUAGAAUUGGUUUUCAGAAUUUCAGUAUGAAAUAAUUAGAAAUUUUAAAGGAAAUUUUUUUGAAAUAUUCCAGCUUUUCAGACUGAAGCCAAAAUUGUAUAACCAUUACACAGUUCAGAAUUUUGGUUACCGAGCUUAACUUAUUAUCAAAGCAUUUUACUAUAAAAAAAGCAAAUUUAAUAUUUCAUCAGGUGUGCCUCAAAGGAAAAGUCGAUUUGUUUAAGUUUAUAAACUUGAUGGUAGAGAUAUCAGAGCUAAAUGUUCAAGGAAAAAGCAUACAAAGUAAUUUAGAAGCUUUAUUGAGUAAUAUAACGAUACCUGGGCAUAGACUGGAUUAUAUUGACAUAAAUUUUUCUAACUGGAAGCAAGCUUUUGAGUCAGUUGAAAUUGAAGAAAUUUUACGAAAAAAUCGAAAAUUAUUACAAUUUUUGUUCAUAAGAUAUUCCACACAAGAACUAAUUUCUCCAAAAAUGAUAAAACUUGCUAAUAUGGUCCAGCUUGGAAUAGAUGUAAAAUUCAUUCCUGGACUAGUCACAAAUCUAGAAACAGCUCGAAUUUUUAGACUUGUUAUGAGUGUUGACACAGUUGCUGAUAGAAUUUCCUAUCUCGAAUUUGAACAGUGCAUAACGUAUAUCGGAAUUUACGGAUUUUAUAAAGAAAGGAUCACAAAUGAAUGUGAAGCUUUAGAAAAAAUGCUUCAAUUGAUGAUGGUUAAUUCAAAAAAUCUUAAAAUUAAGAAAAGUUCUAGCUCUAAUAAAGUUUAUUUUUAUAUAUAAAAUUUUAUAUUAGUUUUUUUCAUUAACAAAAUAUAAUUUAAUUAUAAAAUUUUAUGUUUUAAAAUGUAAUCUGUUUAAACUAGUGAUUUCGCACAAUAAUAUUACUUAUAUAUCGUAAUAUUUUUUUAAAAAUCAUAAAUUUUUGCUUUUUUUAGGCGAGUUAUAAUUUUUUCAAUACUUUUCUUUUCAAGAGGAAGGAUUAAAUAA
This is a messenger RNA of Blepharisma stoltei, 1215 nucleotides long. Lineage: Eukaryota; Ciliophora; Heterotrichea; Heterotrichida; Blepharismidae. The record is from the annotation of a GenBank genome assembly.